AUGGGUACUCCGUCCAGCGCUUUCCAUACCGCGUCGGCGGAUAAUGCGACGGACGAUGAUCCAUCGGGCCCCUCUGAUUCAGUUUUCUACCAUGAUGAUGCAGACCCUUCUUCUCUUCAGUCGCCCGACCAAGAUAGCUCAAAACCCGCCAAGGAGUCCCUCCCCAUGCAGAAGAGGCGCCGUGUAACCCGCGCUUGCGACGAAUGUCGACGAAAAAAGAUCAAAUGUGAUGGGAAACAACCAUGUACCCAUUGUACCGUAUACAGCUAUGAAUGUACCUAUGACCAGCCAUCGAACCGUCGCCGUAAUCCGGCCCCUCAGUAUGUGGAAGCCCUUGAGGCCCGUCUACACAAGGCCGAGGCGCUCCUUCGAGUCGUUCUACCCGACAUCAAUCUCGACGAUCCCCGGUUUGAUGAGCAUGCUACUGAACAAAUGCUAGCCGCCGUCAAGCGCGAAAAACACCAGCCACAGCAACCGCCCGUAAUCACCAACGGCUCGAAUCCCCCGGCCGUUGCUGCGGGCCCUGCGGACGCUCCAUCAGAUAACUGUUGCGGCGAAGAAUCUCUACUCGAAUCAAUGGUGGAAAAUUCAGGUUAUCUGGACUUGGACGAUCAGGGUCACUGGGAUUAUCAUGGGCACACCUCCGGCAUCACAUUCCUCCGACGACUUCGAAAGCAAUUGGGCACCGUUGAUAUCUCGGCGCCGGCGAUGCGAUCGCGACCUAUGUCACAGAUGUUGGACAGUCCCAAGUCGGCAUCAGAAUCCCCGCAGGAUGCAUCACUACCACCCACCCAUGACCUGCCAUCACGCGAUGUGGCACGACGUCUGUGUCACAAUGCCUUGGAAGAUGGUUGUUCUCUGAUGCGAUUCGUUCACGAACCCUCGUUCUACGCCAUGUUAGAUCGGAUCUACGAUACCCUGCCGGAGCAGUAUACCAACGAGGAGCAUGCAUUUCUGCCACUCCUCUACAUUGUGAUGGCUGUCGGUUGUUUGUUCUCAGAUGACGGGACUGGCACCCUGGAUCUCUCCGGUUAUGAAAGCGCCAUCGGCCAAGGGUUUCAAUACUUUAAGGCUGGCCGGCAGCUCUUAGAGAUCACCGACUGCCGCGACUUGACCUCUCUCCAGGCUAUCUGUUUCAUGGUAUUGUUCUUGCAAUCGUCUGCCAAGCUGAGCACUUGUUAUUCUUUUGUCGGCAUUGCCCUUCGCUCUGCCCUACGCCUGGGCCUGCACCGCUCGGUAUCAGCCAACUUCAACCCUCUUGAACAAGAGCUGCGGAAACGCAUCUUUUGGGUUAUUCGGAAGAUGGAUGUCUAUGUCAGCACGCUCCUGGGACUACCCCAGAUGCUAAGCGAUGACGACAUCGACCAGGAAUACCCAAUGUCUAUCGACGGGGAGUUCAUCACCUCGGAUGGCAUCUUGCCCACGCCGUCAGAUUAUACGCCUCUCAUGGCAGGUGCCAAUGCGCACACACGACUUUCGAGCAUUAUGCUCAAAGUGGUGAAAUAUAUCUAUCCGGUUAAAAACGCUCAGCACCGGUCCAAGUCAGACCAACGUUAUGUUGUAAGUCACUCCAAGAUCCGGGAGAUUGAGCGGGAUCUCCAGGCUUGGAUGGAGGAGCUACCGGCGGCUUUGCGACCUGGGACCGAGGUGUCACCUCAACUGGAGAGGGUACGGCAAUUGCUGCGCAUUAGUUAUGCCCAUGUACAAGUAGUCAUGUACCGCCCUUUCUUACACUAUGUCUCGAGUGGCUCUCAGGCCCGGGGCGUCGAUCGGCGGUCCUACGCCUGUGCUGCUGCAUGCGUUAGCGUCUCCCGAAACAUCGUCCAUAUCACUACCGGUAUGCAUAAGAGAGGUCUGCUUAACGGGUCCUAUUGGUUUACCAUGUACACCACCUACUUUGCUAUCCUCUCUUUGCUAUUCUUCGUGCUCGAGAAUCCCGACUCUCCCACGGCUAAAGAUGGUGUGUUGAAGGAUGCUAUGGAAGGCAAGAACACUUUGACAGGACUGGCAAGGAAGAGCUUGGCGGCGGAUCGGUGCUCCCAAAGCCUCAUCUGCUUUUUCAAGAAUCUUCCCGAAUUAUUAAAGAACCGCCAAAGCAAAGCGAACCCGGUGAAUCUAAAGCGCCCUGCCCCGUCCAGUAGCAACAAACUGGGCAAUGCUAAAAGCCCUACGGCCCCGCCUGCGAUGCCUCCACCGCAGAGAGCGAGCACAUUCCCUAUUCAAUUACUGAACAGGUCGACCAAAGAGGCCAGUAAUAUGCCCAAGAGCCUAGAUGACAACCAUCCCCGUCAUAGCCGAUCGAAUUCCCGUCCAGCGAAUACACCGCCCCCCUGGUUUUCCUCCACGCCCGAACCAUCCAUGGAGGCCAUAUCAACCCCGUCAGAGACGCAGGCCACCGAGUCCAUUGCUGCCUCAUCCAACACAUCUCCCCUUCCUGUGUCCAUGUCGACGCAAGACAUGCCCUCGAGUCCAUUCGUCGGCCAGCAGUUCACAAACCCAACUAACCUUCCUGAUCUUAUGCCCAUCAUGUUUCCCUCUGAUGAUCCUUUUGCCUACCCUACCCAGCCGAUGUCCACCUUGGAGAAUGACCAUUUCCGGCAGGACGGCGGGGCCAUGCAAUUCGGGCGGGAUCUUGCGACACAGCGAUCAAUGCCGCCUGCUACUGAUCCCACCAACGCCAUCGGGGUAUCAACACCGACUCUAGAGGGCCUGGGUAAUUUUCCCUUGUUCUCCAACAACAACACCCCAACCCUCAUGAAUGCGGCUCUCCCUAUGCGCCUCGCAAACCCCCCUUCUGUGAGCCAGUCGCGGUUACAGUCGCCUGUUUCACACGCGUCGACCCCGACGAGUGGGGAGGCAGUCAACAGUCCCGAUCUGGUUUCUCUUCCGAACAACAAUUUUAUGUGGCAAGGGUACAACUUCCAGCCGCCAAACCUCACCACUGAGCAGUCAACGCAGCCGCCGAUGCCAUCCGGGAAUGUGCAGAACUUCGGCAUGGGCGUUGAGGACAACUCCAUGGGGAUGGGCAUUGAUUUGGGGAUCUCGCUGGACGAUAUAUUUGGGAACCCCGAUGCGUGCCGAGCUGGCAAUGGACUUCCCAGUGACGAUUGGAUCCAAUGGAUGAAUGUCGGAAACUGA
Aspergillus nomiae NRRL 13137 is the source of this 3138-nucleotide messenger RNA. Its product is annotated as putative C6 transcription factor (Mut3). Lineage: Eukaryota; Fungi; Ascomycota; Eurotiomycetes; Eurotiales; Aspergillaceae. Bases 1 to 3138 code for a protein of 1045 amino acids. Gene Ontology annotation, biological process: positive regulation of transcription by RNA polymerase II; DNA-templated transcription. The record is from RefSeq and is a predicted model, not a curated record. The transcript has 4 exons. Gene Ontology annotation, molecular function: DNA-binding transcription factor activity, RNA polymerase II-specific; sequence-specific DNA binding; zinc ion binding. Gene Ontology annotation, cellular component: nucleus.